Molecule: messenger RNA, 840 nt
Organism: Achroia grisella
Lineage: Eukaryota; Metazoa; Arthropoda; Insecta; Lepidoptera; Pyralidae
Gene: Arl6IP1
Product: ADP-ribosylation factor-like protein 6-interacting protein 1
Exons: 3
Coding region: 112-696 (194 amino acids)
Source: RefSeq, a predicted model, not a curated record
AUCAUUCAUUCAAUCAUUUCAUUGUUUUAUUUUGAAUUGAAUUUGAAAGAAAGGAAACUCCUUGUAAUUGUUAUUUCUAUAGAUUUUGUAUUACAUAUUUAUUACUUUAUAAUGACGGAUAAAAUUCCUCAGGAACAGGAACAGCAAGUCAAGAAGGUGAAACGACUGUUAGAGGGUUGGCGUAUGGCUCUCUUGCCACUUAAGUCUGUAAUGUUGUGGGAACAACAAUGGUACCCUUGUGCUAUAGUUGGUUCUGUUUCUAUACUGUAUCUGAUAAUUUGGAUUUUGGAUCUUAAUACUCUUGCAACAUUUGCUAUAUUUGGCCUGUUUCUUAAUUUUAUCGACUUCAUUGUCCCAUUUAUAUGUAACUCAUUAUAUGGGCCUAGUUCCUGGACUGGUCAAAAUGAGAAAAUGUUUGAGGAAAUUUGUCGGAACAUUGUUAUAAAUUAUAACCAGUCACUAUAUCAAAUCCGUUCCUUCUAUUCUCUUAGAGAAACAAGCCCAUGUAUGUACUACAUAAUUUCUAUCAGUAUGUUGUGUACAAUGGCAUGGCUGGCAUCAUCGAUCAACAAUGUGUUUCUGCUAUACAUAUUAUCCAUUAUUGUUUUGCUGUGGCCAGGAAUUCAACACAGAGGGAUCUUCAAGUCUUUGCUUUAUAUGCUCAAUGUAUCUCCAAAGACUAUUAAGGCAGAGUAAUAUUAUUACAAAGAUGUAGCUUAUAUAAAAAUAUAUAGUUGUUAUGGUAAUGUGUGAUGUAUCUGGUCAUUAAGAUUUUAUGUUUAAGUUUAGCUUAUCAAAUAUUGAGCUUUAAAUUAAAAUGUAUCUCAAUAAUAGCAUUAA